This is a messenger RNA of Laetiporus sulphureus 93-53, 2254 nucleotides long. RefSeq names its product tRNA pseudouridine synthase. NCBI's taxonomy places the organism in Eukaryota, Fungi, Basidiomycota, Agaricomycetes, Polyporales, Laetiporaceae. Gene Ontology annotation, biological process: tRNA pseudouridine synthesis; mRNA pseudouridine synthesis. The record is from RefSeq and is a predicted model, not a curated record. The transcript is spliced from 10 exons. The coding region runs from base 207 to 1817 and encodes 536 amino acids. Gene Ontology annotation, cellular component: nucleus. Gene Ontology annotation, molecular function: RNA binding; pseudouridine synthase activity.
CACCGGUUCACGUUCAUCAAUUGCAAAACCUUGCGAUCGUUUAACAGCCCACCUUAUUGUCACGUAUUCCUUCUGCCACGGACAUUUCGCCCCUCACAUCUACCCUCCUUUUCCGGAGGCUCGUGACAUGCACCAUACACCCAUUGAGGCAGCCCCGUUGCGGUAAAAUCACAGCUGCACUCUUGUUUUAUCGCCGUCAUUCCGUCAUGGAGGUAGAACGUGCAGAUACAUCUUCCUCGUCGACCACCGGUCUCAAACGGCUUCAGGAGGAACAGCCCGACUCUUCUGCCUCUCCCAAACGCUUUAAAAUGGAGGAGGAGGAACAAAUGCAGACGGACGCUGCGCCUGUUGGGGGAAACGAUAGAACAAAGGAUGGUGGCGGAGCGGCGAAGCCGAAAGGCGGCAAGCAGCGCGCCCCCAACCAGAAGAAAGAUCAGACGUACUGGCGAAAGGGAACGCACCCCGAAGGAUCAGAGUCGAGAAAUAGCGAAGAACCGAAGGCUCCGCGGUUGCCCAAGCGGCACUGUGCGCUGCUCAUCGGCUUCUGUGGCUCAGGCUUCAAUGGGAUGCAAAUACAGCCUGAUCCAAAGUUGCGGACGAUCGAGGGCGUCUUGUUCGACACCCUCGUGAAAGUGGGAGCCGUGUCCCAGGAUAAUGCAGAUAACUCAGGCAAGGUGAAACUGGGUCGCGCUGCACGAACGGACGCUGGCGUGCACGCCGCAGGCAACGUCGUGUCCAUGAUGCUUAUUACCGCCAUCCCAAACUUGGUGGCGCGAAUGAACGAGGAGCUCCCUCCUGAGAUUCGCCUUUGGAACAUCCUUCGUGUGCAAAAGUCGUUCGAUGCGAGAAGCACUUGCGACAGCCGCAAGUACACCUACUUCUUCCCAUCCUACCUCAUGAUCCCCUCGAAGCCGGGGAGCUCUCUGCAUCAAACAUUGCAACAAAACGGCACAGAACAGGCGCCGCACCCUUUCUGGACAGACAGCAAAGCCGAGACCACCGUGAAAGACGAUCUGCGAAGAAAGCGAGUAUACAGGAUGCCUCCGGAGCUUGUCGAGAGACUACGUGUGGCGGCGAAGAAGUUUGAAAAAUCACACAACUUCCACAACUUCACAGUCAGGCGUGAUUUCCGCGAUCGAAGCUGCAUGCGACAUAUUCUGAGCGUGCAGGUGGCUGACCCUGUGGUCUAUGGUGAUACGGAAUGGGUCAGCGUGUUGUUCCAUGGACAGAGCUUCAUGCUACAUCAGAUUCGGAAGAUGAUGUCUGCUUUGGUGCUUGCAAGUCGAACAGGAUCGCCGCCUCAGAUUAUUGAGGAGCUUUAUGGGCCACGGAUGGUCUUCAUGCCGAAGAUGCCUGCGCUCGGCCUUCUGCUCGAAUACCCUAUAUUUGACACGUAUACCAAGAAAAUAGCCAUCGCGAAUGCGAAAUAUCAGCCUGCCGACCCGGAGUAUCGGCCAUCAAUCGAUUUUGAGGUCCAUCGGGAAGCAAUCGACCAGUUCAAACGAGACUACAUCUACUCGCGAAUGCGUGGCAUUGAAGAUGCUGAGGGAGUGUUCGAUGCAUGGAUCCGUUCCGUGGACGCUUACGCGGGCAACGAUCUCUUAUAUUUGAAUUCGAAGGGAGUCAUCCCCUCCGCAGCCGUCAUCAAAAAGGGCGAGCGCAGGGCGAAUCCGUUCAAAGAGCGCAAGCGGUUCGACGCCACAACGUUCGCUGACCGGAGCGCCGAUGACAAGAUAGACAUCUCUGAAGAGGAGGCGGAGGAGGAGGGCGAAGAAAUGUCGCUGGACAAGGCACAGCUGGACGAGAUGGAUGGCUGAGUGUUAAUAGUACUGAUAUGUGAGACGCUGUGUUACUAAAGCUAUCCGCCGCCACCGCACUGACUUGCUACUCAUCACCGGACCGGUUUAAUGCUCUUGAGGAAUUCGCAUGCAUCGGCCUCCUAUGCCAACAUGACCAACGCCACAGCGUAUCCGUCGACGCAAGAAGCGUUAAAAACUUCCGCUAUCAAGAGACUAUCUGAUUCUAAGGCUGGCAGCCUAACAACAGCCACAGUCGGAGCGCCGUCUCCACACGAGUCAAGUUUCCCCAAACGUCGCUUCGGUGAUGUUCUCAUCUCCUCAGCGGUUGCAACAUCCGGUGCCCAAUGGCAUUCCCCCGAGAUGGGGGCGGUACGCGGAAGCACCCGUAAUGCUGGAUUGAUUAGACACAAUGAUUCGGGAUGAUAAUUCUCAGUCCUACGCCCCUGCCGUCCGAG